Nezara viridula (southern green stink bug) is the source of this 3096-nucleotide messenger RNA. Lineage: Eukaryota; Metazoa; Arthropoda; Insecta; Hemiptera; Pentatomidae. The record is from the annotation of a GenBank genome assembly.
AUGUCGGGUGAAAAGGUUGAGUGGGUUGAAAUCAUCGAACCUAAAACUAAAGAACAUAUGUAUGCUAACUUGGCUACUGGAGAAUGUGUAUGGGAUCCUCCAGCAGGUGUUCCAGUAAAGAAGACUGAUAACAAGCAGUGGUGGGAGCUGUUUGAUCAUAAUACUGGAAGAUUUUAUUAUUAUAAUGCUACAUCACAAAAGACCGUCUGGCAUCGACCUCCGAAUUGCGACAUCAUUCCUCUAGCCAAACUCCAGACGCUGAAACAGAAUACUGAACCUUCUCCUGGUGGUGGAAGUUGUGGUGUUGUAAGUACACCUAAGGAAGAUGAAAAGAAGAAGGAGACUGUAUCAACGCAGACCCCUGGAAGAUCUAUUAGGGCACUGCCGCCAGCAAACAUUAAACUGAAUACUGGAGGAAAUAUGCCUACACCUCUCAAUACGAUUGAAAAAGCAAGUGAAGAGGAAAGUGCCAGUUCCCCAAGAACCUCCCGUCCCCAUCAUCACCACCAUCACCAUCACAGACAUCAGGAUGGUUGCAGGUCUGGAGAUUCUAGGAAUCGAAGAGGUAGUCAAAGUUCCUGGAGAAGGAAUGCACAAUCUCAGGAUUCAGGUAGAUCAUCAGAUUCCUCCUCAGUAUCAGUUUGCCGCCAGGGAGGAGAGAUCAAGCCGGCACUUGCUCCAUCGCCUUCAACGCCCCUCCUGAAGAAGAGAUCUCCAUCCCAGGCGAAAGCUAACAGUUUCGACACAAACAUCAGUAUCGGUGGUGGUUACAGCCUUGGUCAGGAAAAUCGAGUUUCUACUCAAAGGCCUCAGCGGAUUUUGACCGGCUCAGCUUCUAAUCAUGGCAUAUCAAGGAGCCAUUCCUUCGCUCAGAGGCAGAGAGCCAAAGAAGAAGAAGAGGCGAUGCAUGAAAAAUAUUUUAUUGGUGACCAGUUGGACAAAGAAAUGAGCAGUAUGAAAAACUCUGCACCCUCAAAACUCAGUCCUGAAUAUUCAAAUUUCAUCCCGCCUCCUCUUAAAUUAAGCUAUGAACACUCUCGUCCAUUGAGGGAGACUCAAAGUGAUAUUGAGGAUUCUAAUGGUGCUUGGGGAACAUCUAAUAAAAAACAAAUUAGUGGUCAUAGUUCAGAUCAAGAAACUGCUACCAUUCUUGAAUUAGCUGAAUCAAAACGCGAAACUAGUAGCAUAGAAGAUCGAAGUCAAGAAGAUUAUGGAUCGGGUCUUCCAUUACAACCACAUAUUAUUCCAUUGCACAGAUAUAUUGUAGAGCAAGCAAAAUCAUCUGGCUGUUACAGGUUCGGACAGUUACCUGAAGAAGAGACGGAUUCUCUCAAUUCAGAUGAUGAUGAUGGAGGUGGAGGGGGUACUGGGAAGGGACAUCGAGACGGUAUGGAUUAUGAUUCCGAUGAAUUUGCUGAUGAUGAAGCAGUUUCUAAUCAAGAAAGUUCAUCUGAAGAAGAUGAUGUCCUUGAUGAUUUGGAUCCCGAUUUUCUUCCAACAGUCCACCACCAUGUUUACAUUAAUACCAGUAGAGGCUUCAUUGACCCACCCCAUUAUUCAGAUACAGCAGAUUAUGCUGACACUCCUUCUCUUAUUGAUCAUAGCUCGAGUCUUUAUUGCAAUACAAGAGUCUCCCAGCAUACUGUCAGACCUAUUACAAAUCCUAUAGUGCCACCCCACGAAACGCAGCAUACUUCCCUGAAGAGGACCAAAGAUCCACCAGCCCCUCAGUUACCUCCUUUGUAUUCUCCUAUUCUCGAAAGAUCUGAGUUGGGAGAAGCUUAUUAUACAUCAGCCCAUUCUCUCCCGAAUACUCCAUCACCUAUGUCAACUGCACAGUAUGAACAAUUGUCCAGGCUUGUCUUAAACAGGGAAAAAAAGUUACCAUCAGACAGUGAUAUUGAAAAAUAUGCUCAAGAUAACCUUAAUAUUCACAAGAAAGGCAUCUUCAGGAAAAAAUUUUCUGUUCGAGAACUUUUGUCUUGGUCAAAAGAUCCAAUAAGAAAACCUAUGCUAGUCUUGUCAGAUAAAGCCCUGAAGAAGGAAGCUACUGAAGUAUUUAAGAUGGUUCAGACCUACAUGGGAGACAGAAAGGGGAAACAAGGUUCGAGUCCAGAUGCGGUUCUUCUAGAUAUCUGCCUCCUCGCCCAUGCCAAGGCCGCUCUUCGAGAUGAAUUAUACAUCCAGAUCUGUAGGCAAACUACUGAAAACCCUAGGAAAGAUAGUUUAAGAAAAGGUUGGGAACUCAUGGCAAUCUGUCUCUAUUUCUUCCCGCCAUCACCAAAGUUUCAAGCAUAUCUAGAAGGUUAUAUGAAUAGGCAUAGAGACCCAAGUUAUGACUUUCCGGAGGUUGGUAAAUGGCCAAUUCACGUUCAGGUCAGCCAUUAUGCAAGUGUCGCUUGUAAACGUCUCCAAAGGAUAGGUGUCCACGGUAAGAGGCCUAUCAGAAAACCAACGUUAGAAGAAAUAGAGCAGGCUCGGUUACAAAUAUUCCGGCCGAGUAUGUUUGGUUCUACGUUAGAAGAAGUUAUGGCCUUGCAAAAAGGAAGGUUUCCCCAUUAUAAACUUCCCUGGGUCCAGACGACACUUUCCGAUGAAGUCCUGAGGCUGCAAGGAACACACACAGAGGGCAUAUUCAGGGUCUCUGCUGACGUGGAUGAAGUUAGUGGCCUGAAGCAGCAACUCGACCGAUGGGAGAGGCCAACCGAGUACACCGAUGCUCACACGCCUGCUUCUCUUCUCAAGUUAUGGUAUCGAGAAUUGUAUGAACCUUUGAUACCUGAUUCCCUUUACGAAGAUUGUAUAUCUUGCAGUGAUGAUCCAAGUAUGGCCGGCGCAAUUGUGGAAAAGUUACCUCCACUUAAUCGAAUGGUUCUGGCAUAUCUUAUAAGGUUUUUGCAGAUUUUCGCUCGCCCCGAGGUAGUUGCUGUCACAAAGAUGGAUGCCAGUAAUCUAGCAAUGGUCAUGGCACCAAACUGCCUUAGGUGUUAUUGUGAUGAACCCCGCAUCAUGUAUGAAAAUGCACGAAAGGAAAUGGCUUUCAUAAGAACUCUUAUCCUGAACAUGGACACAGCAUUCAUGACGGGCAUACUCUAG